Nilaparvata lugens (brown planthopper) is the source of this 3250-nucleotide messenger RNA. RefSeq lists its product as uncharacterized. Bases 167 to 1222 code for a protein of 351 amino acids. The transcript is spliced from 5 exons. The record is from RefSeq and is a predicted model, not a curated record. Lineage: Eukaryota; Metazoa; Arthropoda; Insecta; Hemiptera; Delphacidae.
UAUUAUUUUGUAUAGGCUAGGUUGGGUGUAGCUUAUUUGAUUGUAUGUUGGAGGAAAUUGGAAAUUAAUUAUUGUGUUCUACAGGAAAUCAACAAUUUUUGCUUAUUUCAAUAGAUAAACUAUCAAUGAAAUCGUUAUAUAAAAUCAAAGUAUAAUUUUGAGAAAAAUGCCAGCUCGAAAUAGAUCGUUAUGGAAUAUUACCUUGUUCGUUGUCUUAGGGUUAAAUCACAUUUCAUCAACGCCAGAUAUUCUUCAUUACAAUAUUCAUACACUCGAAGAAAACAGGGUCUGUAACUUGAGAAGUAGUUUUGUGACAAAACCAUUGAUAGCGACUGAGACUUCUGCAGUGAUAGUCAAACAAACAAGUUAUUUUGGGCAAUUCAGUGGCAAAGAUCGGUUUGAUUGUACAUUUAUUGUCAAGGCAUCAUUUGAGAACUUUGGAUUAUUUGGUGUCAUCCAGAAGUUGAAUCUGCGUAAAGACGUGAAGAAAAAUGAAUGCAUUGAUUAUGUUGAGAUAUGCGAAUACAAAACGAACCCGCUAGAACAGGUGACCAGUUUUUACCUGCCACUGUGCCGCUUCCCGUUGAAGCGUUUCUGCGGCCUGCCGUCAGAGAGCGAUGAUGACGACGAUAUCGACAUCCUUCACCCAAACGGCUUUAUUGCCAAGAACGGCCAGAUCGCUGUCAAAAUUGUGCUCGCAGCCAAACGGGUCGAGCCCAACGAAACUAUGGACCUUGUGAUUGCCUUUACUUCCUACAUACCCUGUCGCCGGGACAUGGGUGCGAACAAGAUGUGCAGUGGCCCAGUGGCUGCAAUGCCCGAGAAGGGAGGGGGUGAGGGCGCAUGCGUCAGCAAGGUGUUCUUCAACGAUGGCAUCCGAAACUGUCCCUACAGCGGGUGCGCCGACGAGUGUGGAUCCGAUAAGACUGGCGGCGGUCUGGGCGUGGAGCCGUCGCUGAGCACAAAAGUAACGGUGACAGCGGUAACGAGUAUCUUCCUGUCGUUCUUCUUCUUCCUGGGCUGCAUCUGGCUGUGUCGCAGCUGCGAACUGCUCUGCUGGAGCGUCGACGCGUGUCGACAUAAUCAGCAGCCGAACGCUGCGCAUGCGCAUGACGAUGAAUUGACACCAACUGCGCCGCCCCCUCCCUCUCACUCUUCCGCCGCCUCCGGAGAGGACAAGGAUUUGCCGCCCGCCUACGAGACGCUGUUUCCCGACAGGUAGUCGACUGAAAAGAAAGUGAAAUGUACUGUGUUUAGUCUCAACUGAAUUGUGUGUACUGUGUUUAGUCUUGAUAGAAUGAAGCUGUUCUGUAUUUAGUCUGAAAAAGUGUUUUGUAAUGUUUUUAGCUCGGAAUGUGUUGAAGUGUAUUUUGUUUAGUAUGAAUACAAUGGAGCUGUACUGUGUUUAGUCUGAAGAAAGUGUUUUGUAGUGUUUAUAUUUCGAAAGGUGUUGAGUGUACUUUGUUUAGUCUGAAUACAAUGCAGCUUUAUUGUGUUUAGCCUAAAAAAGUGUAUUUCACUGUUAAUAGCAGAAAGUGUCAAAUUGUACUUAGUUUAGUCUGAAUACAAUGCAGCUGUACUGUCAUUAGUCUAAAGAAAGUGUAUUUUACUGUUUAUAGCUCGAAAGGUGUUGAAGUGUACGUUGCUUAGUCUGAAUACAAUGGAGAUGUACUGUCUUCAGUCUGAAAACGUGAAUUAUACUGUUUAUAGCUUGGAAGGUGUUGAAAUGUACUUUGUUUAGUCUGAAUAGGAUGGAGCUGUACUGUGUUUAGACUGGAGAAGUUGGAUGUACUUUGUUUAAUCUGAAGAAAUUGAAUGUUCUUUGGUCAAACUGAAAAAGUAAAGUUUACCGUUUAUAGCUCAAGAGGUGUGUUGAAGUGUACGGUUUUCAGUUGAAAAAAGUGAAUAUUUUGGUUUUAGACUUGAAAAAUGGAAUUUACUAUUUUCAAAAUUGGAAAAAGUGAAAUGUAAAGUUUUAGCUAGGUAUUGUGCUGGUUUUUGUAAAGAAAUUAUGUAUUGUUUUCAGUUUGAGAAAAGUACUGUUUGUAGCUCGAAAAAUGUGGGGGGUUACUAUUUUUAGUCUAAAGGAAUGGAAUCUUUUUUAGACUAAAAAGAGUGAAAUCACUGAAAGACUGAAGAAAGUGAAUUCACUAUUUUUAGUCUGAAAUGUAAAAAAGUGUACAGUUUAGAGCUAGGAUGUUGCCUGUUUUCAAUUUGUAUAAGAAAAACCUAUUGUUUAUGACUAGUAAAUAAACUGUCCUCAAUAUGAAAAAGUAAUGAGUGCUGUUUAUAGCUAGGUAGUUGAUGAGGUAUAAUAUUUUUAGACAAAAGAAUUGAACCCUAAUGUCAAUGUACUGUUAUAUCUAGGAAGUGGUGCCUGUAUACUAUAUACAAUCUUCAAAUUAGUGCACCACAACAGAGAACCGUUCAUAGCCAGAAAGAGAGAAAGAGAGUGAGUGUGUCCAUUGUUCAUAGAACUGCUAGAAAAUAAGUGUAAGAUUGUAUAUUUUAAAUGAGAUGUUCAAUGCAUUAUGGAUAUUGUAAUGUAAUAUAUUUAUUUUCUAGUGAAAUGUAAAACUUCUUCCGAAUCAGAUAGAAUGAUGUCAAAUUUCACCAGUAGAUCCGUCGAAUAAUAAGUAUUUGACAACAUUUCAUUAACCUCAAUAUUUUUAAUAUUUUUUCGAGAAUUCAUUCAUAGUUAGAUUUACUUUAAACAGUUAGCAUUGGUUGAAUACAAAGCUUUGAUGUUAUUUGUAAGGAAUGUUUAUGUUUACAGUAUAAUUAUUAUACAUUGAAUAUCACUACAGGGUAGAUUGGACAAAGUCCGAUUGAAUUAUUCACUUUUGCCAGACAGUUAUAAAAGUUUGUAGGUUUAUUUUUCCAAUUGAAUUUAUUCAACUAUAGUACGUGAAUAAUGAAAAAGAAAGCUUUUUCAAAGUCCGAUUGAAUUAUUCACUUUUGCCAAACAGUUAUUAAAGUUUGUAGGUUUAUUUUUCUAAUUGAAUUUAUUCAACUAUAGUACGUGAAUAAUGAAAAUGAAAGCUUGAAAUCGUUACGACCACAUGAAUUAUAACCAUAAAAUGUAUUAUUAUAACCACAUCAAUCAUAAUCUUGUUGUUAUUUUUAUAUAUGUUCGAGAAGAUCUAGUCCUACUCAUUAUACAGACAACUACCACAAAAUUGAUACCCUUAAAGCAAUUACGUUUCAAGAAAUUUGGGGUGAUUGGAAUUGGGUAGCAAAGACAUUUUAA